AUGGGUUGUAAUCCCUCGAGGCCUUCGGACAGCUCACAACCGGACCUGAGUCAUAGCCCCUUUGUCCACUAUCCGCCAACUGUAAUCCGUCCACCCCGCUAUUCCUUCAAUGAUCACAACGAAGCGUGUCGCGUACUGCGCCUUUGGGAAGCACGAGGCGUAAAAUCUCGCAGCUUCACGUACGUAGUCUACGUGAUCAAUAACAGUCUGCUCGACAAGUCACAGACACUCGCUCAGGCGAGAUUGCUGGGCCAUAUAAAACAGCUAGCGGCUAUUCAUGGUCUUAGAGUUUUGGUCAAAUGUCUGGAUUAUCUGUCCGAAAGCGAUGACGAUCCGGAUGCCGCAGAGGAAAAACAGAUGUAUCUAGGCAUACUAGCGGCCACAUCUAAGGCAGACAUAAUCCGUAUGUGGGACGAAAGACCAGCAUCCGCCAUUUACCAAGACCUCGAAGACAUCACAACCGCCGAGCAGCGGAUAAGCACCGUCAUCGAAAAGAUCAGAUGGAACAGGGAUAUAGGUGACGUAGAUGUCAAAAACCAGAUCGAGCCCGAGGUCGUUGCCGCUCUUUCACGGUUUGCUAAGAGUUGGACGUUGGACGAGUUCUUGGAAUCGCAGGAUCAGAUUAUGAGCGAGCCCUCGACCGUGAAUGCAGCGGGUAUAUCGAAACUGCAGGCCCAAUUUAUUCUGCAAGCCCAAGUCGCCCAAGCAAGCCUCAUCAGUGACAACGGCGCGACGCCGACCGUCGCAAUCAGCUUUUUGCCGGACGAGAUUCCCAAUGUGACGCUCAUCAACAUAAAAAAGCAGCUAAAGGCUGUCUUCGUGCCGCUGGCGAAACGAGUAAAAGAGUCCGAAAAGUCCUUGCGCCAAGACCUAUAUACUAUGCAGCUGGUCUCUCUCGGGACCAACCACAGCAAGGGUGGCCAGCAGUGGAGAGAACUAGAUGACCUCGAACAGGCCGGCAUGGAUAUUAUUGAUCAUCUGCACCUGGACUCGGGCCAGAUGCUACUACGCGGCCCGGGUCCUCGGCUCGGCCAAAAAUUGUUGCUGGGAUCCGUCGACCCCGUCAUUGACCGGGGUAGAGCAAAGGGAAGGCCGGAAGAGGAUCUGUAUGGCUCAGGAGGUUCGCAAGUGAUCCGCGAAGAUAUGGAUGCUUGCAUUUGCCAAAAGCCGAGUAUUGUACCGGGCCCUGAGUAUAUCCGGUUGGAUCAAGAUGCCUAA
Colletotrichum truncatum is the source of this 1218-nucleotide messenger RNA. RefSeq lists its product as uncharacterized. Lineage: Eukaryota; Fungi; Ascomycota; Sordariomycetes; Glomerellales; Glomerellaceae. The record is from RefSeq and is a predicted model, not a curated record.